UUCUUCACUCUGAAGCAGGUUUAUAGAGAUGGACCAAAAGUCCCCAGCCACACUACUAGAGCUUGCUGCACGAAGUCUACUGAGUAAUGAGCGUGCAGCUAUCCAUGCCCUUGAAGAGCUCCCAAGAGGCAUGUUAGCUCCGUUGUUCACUGCCGCCUUCUUGGGCGGUCAUAAGAACGUACUGAAGGCAAUGGUGAGGAUUUGGCCCUUUCCCUGUCUCCACGUCGGGACAUUGAGUGUACGGGAGUCACAAUAUGACAAUUUCGAAGCUAUGAUUGACGGUCUGCAGAUCCUGCCUGCCCGGGACUCUUCUUCUUGUCAGUCACUGGACCAUAUGCAGAUCUGUUUUCGUUCAUGUGUUCACUCUGAGCACUCUAUCAUGAAAAUAGAAGAAGCCCAGCACAGAGUUAGGUGCCCUGGAAUUGUAAAUUCAGAGCCUGAGCCUCAGUCAUCCAGGGAACCUGUGGAAUUAUUAGUGGACAUUUCCCUAGAUGGUACCUUGAGAACACAGCGAUUUCUUUCUUUACUUCGGAAUAAAGUACAGCAGAGCUUUGGGUCCUUGCACCUCUGCUGCAGAGAUUUGAAAAUCUAUAGAAGGCUUGCCCAUGAACACAUCCUGCAGCUUCUGGAUAUGGAAUGCAUUGAUCACCUGAAAGUGGAUGAGAUUUAUCUGAGUGAACUCACCAGACUUUUGGCUCAGAUGACCCACCUCCACAGCCUUAGUUUGUCUCACAUCCCUUUUACAUCUUAUAUGAGGAGAAGCUUUGGGACUUUUCUUGCCCAUCUUGGGCAGAUGGACACCCUUCAGGAGAUCCGUUUGUCUUUCUGCCACACACAUCCGCUUCACGAACUGCUCAGAUGCCUGCCACCUCAGCUGGAUGCAUUGUAUCUCUCUUUCUGUGGACUUUCUAACAGAGACAUCACUGUCCUGUCCCAGAGCCCUCCAGCCACCCAUCUAAGAUUGCUGAGUCUCUGCAACAACGAGAUAUCCUGGGAACUAUCUGAGGCCUUCCAGACUCUGCUGGCGAGUGUCUCAGGCACGCUGCAGCAUCUAGAGUUAGAUAAUUGUCUGAUAACUGAUUCUACUCUCACUGCUGUCAUUCCGGCCCUGAGCCGCUGUUCCCACCUCCGUGUCUUUAGUUUCGCCUCCAACCCCAUUACAAUGCGUGCGCUCACCAGUCUUCUGCAGCACUUAACAAAGCUGACGGAGCUGAAGCGUGUAAUUUAUCCUGUCCCUGUCCAUUGCUAUGAACGAUUGCAUGAUCCUGGCAGUUUGAACCAACAGAAGCUUUCUGAAGUGCAGGCCCAAUUGACGGCAAUGCUGCAGGUGGCAAAGCGGAAUGACAUGCGCUGGACCACUUCUCCUGAGUGAUUUUCAUCGUACAAGGACUUGAUUUAACAUUGACGUGUGGCCAUUAAAGCACGUAGUGUUCUCACCUGCAGCCCAAGUUUUAGAUACACACAUGUAAAAUUUUAUAGUUCCAGGAAACUGAUGUUCGGAAGAUCCCAUGUGUAACUGACCUCUAUAAAAAUAAAGAACUCUAAAGAAAA
This is a messenger RNA of Galeopterus variegatus (Sunda flying lemur), 1551 nucleotides long. Its product is annotated as leucine-rich repeat-containing protein PRAME-like. Gene Ontology annotation, molecular function: protein binding. Bases 29 to 1372 code for a protein of 447 amino acids. The transcript has 3 exons. Lineage: Eukaryota; Metazoa; Chordata; Mammalia; Dermoptera; Cynocephalidae. Gene Ontology annotation, cellular component: cytoplasm. The record is from RefSeq and is a predicted model, not a curated record.